CUGCGAGAGGCAGCAAUGUGCCGUAAAGCGUCUAGCCUGCCGGAAACGUGCGAGAGGAAGAAGAAGGACCAUAUUCCGUUUGCAGGCGGGCUGCUUCAAAACAUUAUGGCGUCGAGAAGAAGAACGACGGCAGUGCCAAGCACUUUCAAAAAUGCCUCAACCGAGGCAAAAAGCAGUAAAAGUGGAAACGCCACUAAUAAAGCCAACAACAGUGGAACUGGAAAGAAAAGUGUUAAAUCAAGUGGGACUGUUGUCAAGUCCCGAUAUAUGCAGUCUGCUGAGAAGACAUCUCUUUCAAAGAGUAACUCACGGAACAAUGAAUCUGUCGCUCUGCCCUCCUCGCCUAAAACCAGUGGUGUCAAACCAAAGGUGGGCAAUCAACCAAGACACACAAUGACCCCGCAGGCUCUUGGAACGUCAAUUAUGUCACGUGAAACUGAACCAUCACUGCUGGGAAAAAGUGUACUUCAGUCCACUUUCUCAGAUGGACACUGUUUUCGCCCAGAAUUUGAUAUUUCAGUCAUUAAAGAUAAAACAGUGAUAGAAAAUGCAGUGGAACCUGAGAGAAACCCAGAGAUUGAAAAGAGGAACAUAGAGAUGCAAACAUUCCUACUGGCCUACCUCACAGCUAAGAUGGAGAGCAAUACUGCAAAGCUUAAGGCCGAGGCAGAGGCAAGGAUACUGCAGGUGAUGGAGGAAGAAGAAGCUCUGCGUAGUGAAGCCCAUGAGAAGAAGCGUCAGUACCUCCUUAUGGAGAACAACAGGACAGUGAAUGAGUUGCUGGAUUUGCAGAUUUCUGCACUGACUCCUGUGGCAGAAGUUGCCAAGCAUUUCACAAAGGAAUACAAAUCUUUCGCCACAGCUAUUGACACGACCCGACAUGAGCUGCCUGUCAAGAAUUUCUACAUUGACGGAGACAGACGGGAAUUUCUAGAUAAAGCUGAGGCUUGCCUGAUGGAGAGUGAGACGUUGCUGGUGGAGUGCACAGAGGGAGAUCAUAAGGACAACAGCACCUCUCUAGAUUGCCUUAGGGAGAUGAAAAUUACUUCAAAGGACAUCAGUCAGCAGCUAUCAGGUGCAUUUUCCGAGCUGCUGGAGCUGUCAUCAUUGGUCUGCCGCCACACAAUCCACGUCCAGCAGGCUGCAGAGGAAGAGCAGCUCGGCAUUGCAAGAGCCCAGGAGCUCUACUGCCCGAAACAGUGAAGAAUACCACACAGCAUGGGAUACACAGUACAUGCACUUUGGAUAACCCCACCACCCUAAAUUUCUCUGGUUUGGGUUUAUUUGUACCAUUUGUGUCUGUUUUUAUUUGUACUGUCUGAAUUUUGUCGCAGAGAAAUUUUAAAUGUAGCAGAAUAACUGGUAUACUGUUGUAUAGCUGCAACUUUUUAUUAAUAAACAGAAAAAAAACAAAAUGAAA
Molecule: messenger RNA, 1420 nt
Organism: Thunnus maccoyii (southern bluefin tuna)
Lineage: Eukaryota; Metazoa; Chordata; Actinopteri; Scombriformes; Scombridae
Gene: haus8
Product: HAUS augmin like complex subunit 8
Exons: 10
Coding region: 16-1203 (395 amino acids)
Source: RefSeq, a predicted model, not a curated record